AUGAGCAACAUUGUUCCUGUUCCAACCACCCCACAAGCACAUGGUGUUCAUAAAGUAGAUCUGGGUCUCUAUUAUGAUGAAUUUGUGGGAGAGAGGUUUCAUAAAUAUUUGGUAGCCACUUCAUCGGAAGGAGUGUAUUUACGGAAAGACAUGAUGGACUCUAAUUGGACCGAAUUGUGGUUGCCAUUUGAAUCUUCCGAUGUAUAUUUAGGAAAUAAGACAAUUUGUUUUCGAACAGCACGAAACAAAUUGAUUCUGAAUUCUGCUUUCCAUGUCAAUGAAAGUCUGCGAGCCGUUCUCAAGGAAUCUAAAAUUUCAAAUCCGGAAUUUGUGUUGAUCGACGAAUUCAAAUUAGUGGAUUAUUGUUAUGAAAAGUUUGACAUCCCCGAUACAGUCAUGAGAUCGUAUGAAUAUAACAAGAUCACUUGUGAUUCACUUCAUCUGUAUAUUGAAAUGAGCAAUGGUUUGUUGAUUUGUUUGUCAUCCUCCCAAAAUGCUCCUGGAGUGAAAGUAAACACAGAUUUCAUGUCUCAUAAUGAACGAAUAAUGUUCAUUGAAGGAGCUUCACAAUCUGAGAAGGUCAUGAUUGUGACAACCAGCAACAAGAUUUAUGGCUAUCACUUUCAAACUCUGAAACUGUUGAAUCGUGAUGAAAUUACCUCUUCAAUCACAAGUUUGGUUGUGAGCCCAGUUUGUGCAUUUGUAACCACACAAGACAACAAACUCUAUGUGAUUGGUGACGAUUCCAAUGGGUCUACAGGAGGUGUACAACAAGCUCGUGAAAAAUUCUUGCCCACUCUGAUUCAAUUUAAAGAGAAAAUUGUUCAAGUGAAGUGUGGAUACAUUCAUUCAUUGAUACUUUUGGAUAGUGGAGAGGUCUACGCCACGGGAUAUAAUGAUCUCAAACAGUGUUGCAUAUCAGAUCCUCCACAUAUUUUUACAAAAACAGAACUCGUCUUGAGAGAGAAAGACCAUCCAAGAAGUUUACAAUGCUCUUCUCGUGGAAGCGUUUUUCUGACUGAUACUGAGGCAAUAUUUGUUGGGGAAGUGGUUCAUAAAUUUCAGACAUAUUCAAAUUAUCAAUUACGAGUUCCACUUGGAGCAGAGUUCAACGACGUUCGGGGAGGUGGUUGGCAAUAUGUUGUUUUCAAGAGUUGUGCUCAUCCCUCUAAAAUGCUUAAUUUCUUUUGGAGCAGCUUGAAACAACGUGCCAAUGACAAGGAACAAAAAUUUCAUGAUAUCCUCUUUGAAUAUUUGUAA
Molecule: messenger RNA, 1260 nt
Organism: Naegleria lovaniensis
Lineage: Eukaryota; Heterolobosea; Eutetramitea; Acrasida; Naegleriidae
Exons: 2
Coding region: 1-1260 (419 amino acids)
Source: RefSeq, a predicted model, not a curated record